UUCCAUUCGCACUUUUACCUUAUCAACAACCAAUUCUCCUUUCAACUCUUUUUCCUCGGACGACUUCGCCUCCCUCUUCCUCCCAGCCAUCUCUCCAGACGCUCUACUCUACAAUAUCUAUUCUCCGCUUCCAGUCAUCAUGGGGAGAUGUAGACACUUCCCAAAUAAGUUAUCGCAUUGGAACCAAUCAUGAUGCUCAACAUUUCGCAUUGACGGAUGAAGCUGCUUUUCAUCGAUUUUGGGGUGCCCUCAUAAGCCAAUCGCAAAGGGAGAAUGAAGGGAAAGAGGAAGGAGAAGGAAGCAAUCCGAGUGCGGGGAUAGACAUAGAGGCAGAAGAAAGUUCAAACGAACAGGAUGAAGUACAAUUGAUAGUUUACAGAAAACGGCAUACCGAAGUUGUUACCCAACCUCAUCAUACAGAGUCAUUGUAUUCAUCUCCAAAGACUCCAAGAGUGCAAUUUGACAGGAUGGUUGAAGACGUCCCAAUUCUGAGAUCGAUCACGGUAAAGUCCCGUACAAAGACGUACAAACAAAAAGUUGCUGUGACCGAUACGACAACCUUUGCUUCCGUGAUUUCAUUUGCAAUCAACGCAGCGCCUCCACAUGGAAAACAAUUUGUCAUUUUUGCUGCUGAUGGUUCACUCGAAUAUAUACCAACCGACUUGGUGAGAGACGUAAUCGUUGACGUUGAGCAUGCCGAAGUUUUGGUUUCUUUGGAAAACGCUAGAGACGUUGAUUUCGACGAAUUUUAG
Molecule: messenger RNA, 752 nt
Organism: Paraglomus brasilianum
Lineage: Eukaryota; Fungi; Glomeromycota; Glomeromycetes; Paraglomerales; Paraglomeraceae
Source: the annotation of a GenBank genome assembly